Molecule: messenger RNA, 762 nt
Organism: Lindgomyces ingoldianus
Lineage: Eukaryota; Fungi; Ascomycota; Dothideomycetes; Pleosporales; Lindgomycetaceae
Product: UPF0047-domain-containing protein
Exons: 3
Coding region: 30-662 (210 amino acids)
Source: RefSeq, a predicted model, not a curated record
UGCCUCUGUGUGCAUAUCCAACAUUUCCCAUGCUUUCCGCCCCGACCACAACCUCUUCCUUAACAACCUUCAUCAUCCUCAGCAUCUUCACGCUUGCCUUCUUUCCCGGCGCCUUCCAUUUUGUGCUCUGGGCCCCUUACAAUCUAAUAUUUCCUUCUCCCCAGGAACCUGGCCGCCCCACCAGCGUGCUUUGUGAGAGUCCGAAUUACUGUAUCGCGCCAACGAGGAUGACUUGGUUCCAGAAACAGUUCACCCUUCCGUCGAAGAGUCGUGGAUCAUACCUCAUAACCGACACCAUCGUGCGUGAACUGCCUGAGAUCAAGAACUACAAGGUCGGCAUCCUCCAUCUCUUCAUCCAACAUACGUCUUGUGCCCUCUCCCUAAACGAAAACUGGGAUGAAGACGUCCGGGCUGACAUGUCUGACGCACUUGAUCGCAUUGUCCCUGAAGACAAACGCGGCGGCAUGUAUCGCCACGACGCCGAAGGCAGCGACGACAUGCCGGCACACAUCAAGAGCGCGUUGGUGGGGGCUAGCAUCACGAUUCCGAUCUCGAAUGGGAGGCUGGCGACGGGGACAUGGCAGGGGAUCUGGUAUUUAGAGUUUAGGGCUGCAAAGCAUUCGCGGAGGGUGGUCGCGACGAUCCAGGGGGAGAAGUUGUGAGGGAGAGUGAAUGGUAGAGUGGUAUUGAAGCGAAGCCGAUAUGCACAGGUGGAGUAUACCAACGGCCUUGGGAGAGAUACAAAGUUCCUUCAUUACGGGC